CCUCCACAGCAGCUCAUUCGUUGCUGACAUCUCAGUGAGGAAACAUGCCUGAACCCGCUAAGUCUGCGCCCAAGAAGGGCUCCAAGAAAGCGGUGACCAAGACCGCCGGCAAAGGAGGCAAGAAGAAGAGAAAGACCAGGAAGGAGAGCUACGCCAUCUACGUGUACAAGGUGCUGAAGCAGGUGCAUCCCGACACGGGCAUCUCGUCCAAGGCCAUGAGCAUCAUGAACUCGUUCGUCAACGACAUCUUUGAGCGCAUCGCCUCCGAGGCGUCUCGUCUGGCUCACUACAACAAGCGCUCCACCAUCACCUCCAGGGAGAUCCAGACCGCUGUGCGCCUCCUGCUGCCCGGUGAGCUGGCCAAGCACGCCGUGUCUGAGGGCACCAAGGCCGUCACCAAGUACACCAGCUCCAAGUAGACAAGCUGUUUACUAGCUGCACAACAAAGGCCCUUUUCAGGGCCACCCACUACUGCUGGAAAGCAAUGAUUACACAAUUAGACAAUCUCUAAUUGUCUAUCACUGUGUAUGCUAGGCUAGAUAUUGCAUUUCAGUGUUCCAGAAAUCAAUGAUAGUGGGCUAAUGUUAGUGUACAUAUAGAAAUACUAGCAAUAUUGCUAUCUUGGCAAUGAUAGGGGAAGUGAAACCAUUAAGAUCAUUUCUGUUCAGGUUAACUGGUAUACAACAUUUACAUGAUUAGGCAUUUGGAAGUGUGUUAUUCCAAUAUUGUUACAUUUGUGUGGGUACCAGCACAUAUAGGAAUUAAAGCAAGUUAAAUUGCAGAUAAGACUAAGGCGGCAUCAAAAAUAGAAUUAAGAGUAUCAUUAAAUGGAGACUGAAGGAAAAGUGACAAAAGCAAUGGGACGAAGAGUGGGAAAAAGUGGGUUGUAUGAUUUAACGGAAAGCAGAGAAUAGUUAUUUCAAGACUUGGAUUUGGACAUAAUGGAUUAAAUGACCCACUAUUCAAAAUUGGAAGUCGUAUUUCAGGUAGAUGUGAAUAUUGUGGACAAGAAGAAUCAGUUGAGUUUUUUUUUUUUUUAAACUAUUAUAAAACACUAUGAACACAUGAAUGUUUUCAAACAGUUGAAAUAAAGUUGUCUCCUCCUCUCUCACUCCCUCUGUCGGACACCAAAGCCCUAACGCUCUGACUGGUCACUAUGGCAAUGUUUAAACACGCUGUCACUACAGACACACCAAAAAAGUGUGUGAAUUUUAACUCACCAUAACGCUAAAAUCGAUGGGAGCCCUGAGCUUGUUUCUCUGCAACGAGACGGUCCCAUCUGGGUGUAAUGUGUAACGUCUGUGACUUGCAGGAGCUGUGAAGCAGCGUUUAUGCACUCAAGAAUCUUUGGUUUGCAUGCUGACCAAAUAAAUGAAAGAACAUUUGCUUAUGGCAUUCUUGAGCCAAUUGCUUCACUACGCUCCUCUUUUCUUUUCUGUCACUGUUCAGGGAUAUUUUGAUGAGGGUUUUUAUAAUCUCACCAUAUCUGUGUGUCAACGCAGAAAGCGC
Molecule: messenger RNA, 1509 nt
Organism: Fundulus heteroclitus (mummichog)
Lineage: Eukaryota; Metazoa; Chordata; Actinopteri; Cyprinodontiformes; Fundulidae
Product: histone H2B 1/2
Exons: 1
Coding region: 45-419 (124 amino acids)
Cellular component (GO): nucleosome
Molecular function (GO): DNA binding; structural constituent of chromatin; protein heterodimerization activity
Source: RefSeq, a predicted model, not a curated record